CCAGUCCAGCGGGAGCAAUUCCGCGGUCCAGAACCAAGGUUUAGUGGUAGAUGACCAAACCUUUGAGCUUUGUUCGAUUUUUUACUUCAAAAUUCUAAGAUAUGUGGCAGAAUGUGCUAUUGGUGAUCGUUCUGUUAGUGCUAUUUUGCUUCCGAGAUGUUAGGAAACCUGUGUUUUUCCCACCUGGUCCCAGCUGGUUCCCGCUGAUCGGUAGCGGUUACUAUGUGCUCAAGCUGCUCAAGCAUUUCUCCUUCCAUCAUCUGAUGUGGACCGAGUUGGUGAAUCGCUUCGGACCGGUCGUGGGGUUGAAGCUGGGCCGGGAUCGGGUUGUUAUUGUUUCCGGAAUGGAUGCUAUACGAGAGCUGUACUGCAAGGAUGAGUUCAACGGUCGGCCAGACGGGUUCUUUUUCCGAAUACGCUCUUUCGAUAAACGGUUAGGCGUGGUUUUCACGGAUGGAGAGAACUGGGACAUGCAACGCAGAUUUUCCAUCAAAGCACUGAAAACACUUGGUAUGGGUACGGCAGGGAUGGCGUACCACCUGGAGAAAGAAGCCGAAGAAUUGAUACAUCAUUUUCGCAAAUUAUCACGGACAAACAAUCCGAUUAGUAUGCACAAUGCAUUUGAUAUAUCGGUUCUAAAUAUCAUAUGGACUUUAAUUGCUGGAAAAAGGUUUCAUUUAAGUGAUAAGCGCCUGGAAUGGAUUACCGAGACAAUUCAUAAAAGUUUUCGAGUGAUAGAUAUGUCUGGCGGUGUAUUGAAUCAGUUUCCGAGCUUUCGGCAUGUAUUUCCUGUUCUCUCUGGUUUUACUCCCCUCGUCAAUCUGCUAAAACCAUUGUGGGAAUUUUUGAAUGAUACCAUCAAUUUAAUUGAUAAUAAACCGAGACUUCCCGAAGAAAAUGAUUGUCUGAUAACAUUAUAUCUUCGCGAGCUGCAAAAGAGCAACAUCCAUUCGUCAUUCAGUAGCGAACAGCUUCUUUGCCUGUGCCUCGAUCUCUUUCAAGCCGGAUCGGAAACGGUCAGCAACACACUUGGUUUCGGGAUCGCCUACAUGCUGCACAAUCCGCAGGUUGUCAAAAAGGUUCACCAGGAGCUGGACAAUGUGGUAGGACGAUAUCGGCUUCCGUUGUUAGAUGACCGACGUAGUUUGCCGUACGUGGAAGCCGUAAUCUGUGAGAUUCAGAGAAUUGCUAAUGUGGCACCACUUGCUAUUGCCCACAGAACGUUGCAACCCGUUCAGUUGGGGGCGUAUGUAGUGCCGAAAAAUACGAUCACUAUGGUUUCAAUUUAUUCGUUGCAUAUGGAUAGAGCGUACUGGAAUGAUCCUGAAGUUUUUCGUCCUGAAAGGUUUAUGGAUGAAACCGGGAGUAAACUUAUAACGCAUGAAUAUUUUUUGCCUUUUGGAGCUGGUAAAAGACGAUGCUUAGGGGAAUCGUUGGCCAAGUCGAAUUUGUUUUUGUUUUUUGCUGCCUUCAUGCAUGCUUUUAUAAUAGAACCUGCCGGGGAAGGACAUCUGCCGGAGCUAGAUGGCAUCGAUGGAAUCACACUAUCACCUAAGCCGUAUUAUGUUGCGUUGAAAGAAAGACUAAUAUGACUUUGUGUAAUCGAUUUAUCAAAUAAUGAUAAAUGGUAACGAUAAGAAAAUGUAA
Wyeomyia smithii (pitcher-plant mosquito) is the source of this 1647-nucleotide messenger RNA. RefSeq names its product methyl farnesoate epoxidase-like. Gene Ontology annotation, molecular function: oxidoreductase activity, acting on paired donors, with incorporation or reduction of molecular oxygen, reduced flavin or flavoprotein as one donor, and incorporation of one atom of oxygen; iron ion binding; heme binding. The record is from RefSeq and is a predicted model, not a curated record. NCBI's taxonomy places the organism in Eukaryota, Metazoa, Arthropoda, Insecta, Diptera, Culicidae. Gene Ontology annotation, cellular component: cytoplasm; intracellular membrane-bounded organelle. Gene Ontology annotation, biological process: xenobiotic metabolic process. The coding region runs from base 102 to 1592 and encodes 496 amino acids. The transcript has 5 exons.